AUGGAUGAUAAUGAAGUUGAUCAACAUAAAGAUACUUGGAAAUUUAUAAAGAAACAUCUGAAUGAUAUGAAAGAGGGUGAGGACAUUACAUUUGACCAGUUGCUUGUAAAUCUUAAACUGACAAAACAAAACUAUUUGCUAGCUGUUCAAUCUAGUCUCAAGACACCAACUAUAUUCUUGAAAAGGAAACCGAAUGAACUAAGGAUCAAUAAUUAUAACGCUGCAUGUCUCAGUGCAUGGCGUGCAAAUAUGGAUAUUCAGUUUGUACUAGAUGUAUAUGCAUGUGCAAUAUACAUUGUAUCAUAUAUAUCCAAGGCUCAAAAAGGCAUGAGUGAGCUAUUGAGAACGGCUUGUGAAGAAGCAAAAAGGGGGAACUCCAGUAUUAAACAACAAGUGAGAGAUAUUGGAAAUAGGUUUUUGAACAAUGUUGAAAUAAGUGCACAAGAAGCAGUCUAUAUAGUACUUCAACUUCCAAUGAGGAAAUCUUCUCGUCAAGUAGUAUUUAUAAAUACUUCACCCCCUGAAGAUAGAGUUCAGUUACUAAAACCAUUGCAAGAAAUUAAUGAUUUGGAAGAUGAUUCUGAUGAAAUUUAUGCAUCUGGUCUAAUAAAGCGUUACACAAAACGACCAGCCAAACUUGAAAAUGUGUCCCUUGCAGAUUGGGCUGCAUGGUACGACUCCACUGGUAAGCCAUAUAUCAAACCAUCUCGUGAAUUAGAUAUUGAUAAUUAUCCACUUGAGACAAACUUGAGUGGUGAUGAUGAUAAUAAUGAGGAAGAAGAAAGUGAACAAAAGAAUAAAAAAAGAUCUAAAGCCCGAGUUAUUCGAAGUGUCUGUUUUAACAAGGAAGUUGAUUCUGAAAAGCAUUACCGUGAACUAAUCAUGUUAUUCACUUCAUGGAGGGAUGAAAUAACUGAUUUAUUAGGAAAUUGUGCUUCUUACCAAGAACACUAUUUUCAAGUUAAAA
This is a messenger RNA of Paramuricea clavata, 967 nucleotides long. The record is from the annotation of a GenBank genome assembly. Lineage: Eukaryota; Metazoa; Cnidaria; Anthozoa; Malacalcyonacea; Plexauridae.